AUGUCCUUGGUGGUCAGUGUAAAGACUCCAGAAGAGAUCUAUGAGCAACAAGAAAUUGCAGUACUUUUCUGUGAAACGGUUUCCAGGGCUUUGCAGAAAGGCUACUUAACCCAGGAAAUGAUUGACGACUGUGAGCCAGAACUGAUGAUUUCUAUCCCACGCCUAGCAAUUAUCAGUGGGCUGCUGAUUUUUCCAGACGGACCCUUAAACCUACAGAAGAGACCUGAGGAGAUGUGUGAACUUUUCAGUCCCUUUUAUGGAUUGCUGAAGAAAAUCAGGGAACUUCUCUGCAUACUAACAGAA
Messenger RNA from Staurois parvus, 303 nucleotides. NCBI's taxonomy places the organism in Eukaryota, Metazoa, Chordata, Amphibia, Anura, Ranidae. The record is from the annotation of a GenBank genome assembly.